Rosa chinensis is the source of this 1143-nucleotide messenger RNA. RefSeq lists its product as uncharacterized. Lineage: Eukaryota; Viridiplantae; Streptophyta; Magnoliopsida; Rosales; Rosaceae. The transcript has a single exon. The coding region runs from base 1 to 1143 and encodes 380 amino acids. The record is from RefSeq and is a predicted model, not a curated record.
AUGCCACAAGACCGUCCUGAUUUAGUCACGAGGGUAUUUCAUGCCAAGUUUGAGCAAUUAAAAGAAGACAUCAUCAACAAAGGGGUGCUGGGAAAAGUGGCUGCACAUGCUUUCGUUGUUGAAUUUCAAAAACGGGGCCUACCACAUGUUCAUAUGCUGAUUAUGUUAGAAGAAAAUGACAAGCUUAAUAACCCUGAUGAAUAUGAUCGCAUUGUUAGAGCUGAAAUACCAUAUGAGGACGAGGAGCCUCAACUUUAUGAUGCAGUGUGUACACAUAUGAUUCAUGGUCCAUGUGGAACUCUUAACCCAAGGCAGUCAUGUAUGAAAAAUGGGAGUUGCAAUAAAGGCUACCCAAAACCAUUUGCAAAUUUCACUGUGCAAGGGAAUGAUGCAUAUCUUGUAUAUCGGAGACUAGCAAGUCAUUUACCGGUACCUUCGCGUAGACGAGGAGAUGUGAUGGUGGAUAACAGUUGGGUGGUUCCCUACAACCCAUGGUUGCUAUUACGGUAUAAUUGUCACAUCAAUGUUGAAAUAUGUGGGAGCAUAAAAAGUGUCAAGUACUUAUAUAAGUAUAUCUAUAAAGGUCCCGGCAGAGUGGCACUUGAGCUGCAAUCAAACCCAGAGUUUGAUGAAAUUAGACAAUUUGUUGAUGCAAGGUGGGUCUAUGCACCAGAGGGUUUAUGGAGGAUCUUCAAAUUUGCUAUGAACAAAAUAUAUCCAACAGUAGAGCGAUUACAAAUACAUCUUCCCAACAUGCAACAGAUAACAUUCAAUGUUGAUGAAACAGUAGAGAAUAUUCUGGUAGAUGAGCACGCACCAAUGUCAAUGCUCACUGAGUUUUUCACCAUAAAUCGAAUGGAUGAGGAUGCAAGAGCAUAUUUGUAUCGAGAAAUUCCUGAACAUUACAGGUGGGAUAACAGCAACAAAAUUUGGGUGAAACGAAGGAGAAACUACAAGGUUAUUGGGAGAAUAUACAGUAUCUCACCGUCUGAAGGUGAGAAAUUUUACCUGCGUGUCUUUCUUAACCAUUUCAGAGGUCCAGGAUCAUUUCAUGAUUUGCUUACUGUUGAUGGUGUUCUACAACUAACUUUCAAGCAAGCAACAGAGAAACAAGGUUUGCUAGAAAAUGACAAUAGUAUCUGA